CUUGACAGCAGGUCGAGGGUGUGGCGCUGAAGUGUUCCUGAGUCACGAGAGGUCGCAUUGAAAAUCCUCAGAUUUCAUAAUUUCAGGCUUCCCGACACUAUGGGACGUGUCAUCUGUUGCGGUUUAACAUUACGUUUUUUUAGUUUGUUUUAGUUUUCGCUAACGACUAUCGAAAUGGCUUCUUUAUGGGAUGAUUUGGAGAGCUGUGUCACGGACGCUCCCAACUCUUUCGCUGCAGCUAUUGGGGACAGGGGGACCAUCCAACCCAAAGCUAACUUCAGUGCAACAGAAGAUGCUGUGGCUCUUAAAAAGGCCAUGAAGGGAUUAGGCACCACAGAGGAGACUCUGAUUGACAUCCUAACUCACAGGACUAAUGCUCAGCGUCAGGUGAUUUGUAAAGCUUAUCUGGAAGACACUGGCAAUACGUUGGUGCAGGACCUGAAAGGCGACACCCAUGGGCACUUUGAAAAUCUGCUGGUGGCCCUGGCCACGCCCCCAGCCUUGUACGACUGUCAGGAAGUCAGGAGAGCCAUGGAGGGAGUUGGAACCGAUGACAGCAUCUUGAUAGAAAUCUUCUCUUCAAGGUCCAACCAACAGAUAAAACUGCUCUGUGAUGCCUAUUUGAAAGAAACAGAGAGGAAGUUGACUUUUGAUCUUAAGAAGGAAACCACAAAAGAAUUCGGCACCGCUAUUCUCCUCCUUUCUGAAGGCAAGAGAGACGAGAGCACACAGGUGGAUGCAGGGAAAGCAAAAGAAGAUGCCAAGGCUUUGUACAAUGCUGGAGAGAAGAAGUGGGGAACGGAUGAGGACAAGUUCGUAGAGAUCCUGUGCCAGAGGAGCGUUCCUCAACUCAGACAAACACUGGUGGAGUACCACAGCCUCAGUGGGAAGACUCUUCAGCAGAGCAUCGAGAGGGAGAUGUCUGGACCUCUGGAAGACCUGCUGGUGGCUAUCGUGAAGUGUGUGAAGAGCGUCCCUGCAUACUUUGCUGAGCUUCUCCAUCAGAGCAUGAAGGGAGGGGGCACCGACGAGGCCACACUCACCCGCAUCAUGGUGAGUCGCUCGGAGGUGGACCUGCUGGACAUCAGGGCUGAGUUCAAGAAGCAAUACCAGCACUCCCUGCACACUGCCAUCAAGUCUGACGUGUCCGGCAACCUGGAGGCCUGUCUGCUGGAGAUCUGUGGAGGUGACGACUGACUCCACUCCGGAGAUGACUGACUCCACUCCGGGGACGACUGACUCCACUCCGGGGACGACCGACUCCACUCCGGGGACAACUGACUCCACUCCGGGGAUGACUGACUCCACUCCGGGGACGACUGACUCACUCCAGGAGAGACCUCAGGGACUGUUCUAUUGGCCUUUAGGACAGUACUGACACUUCCUACUGCAUCUACACUCAGAUCUUUCAAUAAAUCAAUACUCAUA
Molecule: messenger RNA, 1428 nt
Organism: Hypomesus transpacificus
Lineage: Eukaryota; Metazoa; Chordata; Actinopteri; Osmeriformes; Osmeridae
Gene: anxa3a
Product: annexin A3a
Exons: 14
Coding region: 175-1197 (340 amino acids)
Cellular component (GO): cytoplasm
Molecular function (GO): calcium-dependent phospholipid binding; calcium ion binding
Source: RefSeq, a predicted model, not a curated record